Messenger RNA from Penicillium waksmanii, 1404 nucleotides. Its product is annotated as Thiolase-like protein. Gene Ontology annotation, molecular function: fatty acid synthase activity. NCBI's taxonomy places the organism in Eukaryota, Fungi, Ascomycota, Eurotiomycetes, Eurotiales, Aspergillaceae. Bases 1 to 1404 code for a protein of 467 amino acids. Gene Ontology annotation, biological process: secondary metabolite biosynthetic process; fatty acid biosynthetic process. The record is from RefSeq and is a predicted model, not a curated record. The transcript has 2 exons.
AUGUACCCUGCCGUGGGAUCGGAUCUUUCCCGAAAAAACAAAGUGUACAGGGCUAGCUUAAUCGAGUUCAACUCGAUUUGUAUCACCAAUGGGUUCCUGAGGAUUCAGAGCUUUGUUGAUGGAAGCGAUGACCGACCAGUAACCGAGCAUUCUCCGGUGCUUCUUCAAGUGGCACAGCUUUCCAUUCAAAUGGCUCUGAUCCGCCUUUGGAACUCAAUUGGAAUUGUACCAGACGUUGUGAUUGGCCACAGCCUCAGCGAAUAUGCUGCACUUUGUGCUUCUGGUGUUCUAUCAGCCGCCGAUGCGAUCUAUCUUGUGGGAUCCCGAGCCAAAUUAAUGGAGAUGAACUGUACGAUUGGAACCCACGCCAUGCUUGCCAUACAAGGGGAAGAUUCAUCUUCAGAUCAAAUGAAUUUACAGCAAUCUGAUCUUGCAUGUAUAAACAGCGCCAAGGAGUUUGUUUUGAGCGCCCCAACUACUGAGGUUGAAACGUUGAAACACCGAUUUGAAAGUCUCGGCUAUAGAGCGACAUCCUUGGCUGUGCCGUACGCAUUCCACAGUCUACAGGUUGAUGCUAUACUGGCACCCUUUAGGGAAAUAUGCUCGAAGGUCACUUUCCGAAAACUAAAAUCUGAAAUUCUAUCUGCGACGCUUGGAAGGCCCCUUGGGGACUCUUCAAUUGACCCAGAAUAUCUGUGUCGGCAUGCCCGUCAAACAGUAAAUUUCUACGGGGCACUCUGCGAUGCUAAGUCCAACGGUAUCAUUACCAGUGACUCUGUUUUCUUAGAAAUCGGGCCUAGUCCAGUUUGCAAUUCGUUCGUGAAUCCACUCUCGGCGCCUCAGUCACUACCUGGAACUAAUGCGGUACCUCUCCAGCACUCGCAAGUGCCUGAGUUUAUUCUUACUACGUCUGUUCACCGUGUGGUGAAAGAGGAAUUUGGUGAUGUCGACAAUAUCGUUAAUGCAGAAACUGAUUUAUCACUGUCGGCUAUUCGCCACUUGCUGAAAGGGCAUGUGGUCAGCCACGUCGCACUAUGUCCUUCUUCGCUUCAUGGGGACAUUGGAAUCACCCUAGGGGCUUAUAUUCACAAUAGUAUGAGCCCACAUCCAACGACCGACUCUACUCCUAUUAUGAAUGUGCGAGACAUGGCUGUUCAAAAAACACUCAUAUCGCGGGGCCUUACACCACAUAUCAUCAACAUUAACGCAAAGGCCAGCAGCUCAAGGCAGAGUAUUCAAAUCGAGAUUAGCUCACAAGAAGGUCAGCAUGCCUCUUUUGUCGUUGAAUUCUGCAAAGAGUCGGAAUACGUGAAUGACUGGAAGCGAACUGGCCUUUUGGUUGAAUCACGCAUGCAAGCGCUUCGCGAGCAAAGCCAAGGUCACGAAGUACACUUUCUACAUUAA